This is a messenger RNA of Pocillopora damicornis (cauliflower coral), 744 nucleotides long. RefSeq lists its product as uncharacterized. Gene Ontology annotation, cellular component: trans-Golgi network. Lineage: Eukaryota; Metazoa; Cnidaria; Anthozoa; Scleractinia; Pocilloporidae. The record is from RefSeq and is a predicted model, not a curated record.
AUGGAUUUGAUAUUAUGGAGCAUUCAGGAGAUGAUAAAAAGAAGACUAUUUUGUUGCUUCCGAAAUAGAUUCACGAUAACCUAUAGGGGAUACAAAUACAGCUUUAACCCCUGUGAAUCAUUCAAGAUAGGGAAGCCAUUUAGAGGAAAUGAAUGUCAUUCGGAUGUAGCGAUUUGCAGAUGGGUGGAAGAGCAAAUGUACCACAAUAUAGGACAUCAGAGCACAGAAAAAUGUCUCUUAGAUAAGGACACUAAAACACCGAUGCUGGAAUAUACUGGAAAAUGCGAUAAAACCGAGGAACGUCCAAGCUUUAAAGCUUUGUCUGUUGACUAUCCACAGCUAUUUGUGUUCUCACUAACACACAAAUGUGCCUGUCCCAAUCUGUGUCUUUAUAAACACAUCACACCUUCUAAGCAGCCAGGUCCAAGUAAUCCAAAUGAUAACAACGUGGUCAGCGUCGUUGCAGGUAGUUUUGGUAGCCUUGUUUUCGUUGCGUGUAUCGUCAUGGUAAUCCUUGUGAUUGUAAGGAGGAUGAAUAGACCGAAUCCUCAGAAUAGAGGGGAAGAUCAACCCAUUUUGCCUGAACCAGCCACCAUAAAUCGAUUUUCCAGCAUCGAACGUUUGGGGAGGAACUCACCUUCCGGAACGUUCUUAGAUUACUCACAGUUUGAGAAUGAAAUUACAGAGUCACAGGAGGAUCCUCCUGACGGUAAAAACAAAUCUGGUGCGGGGAAUCGGUGCUGA